Molecule: messenger RNA, 1052 nt
Organism: Cercospora beticola
Lineage: Eukaryota; Fungi; Ascomycota; Dothideomycetes; Mycosphaerellales; Mycosphaerellaceae
Gene: MNP1
Product: mitochondrial 54S ribosomal protein bL12m
Biological process (GO): translation
Cellular component (GO): ribosome; mitochondrial large ribosomal subunit
Molecular function (GO): mRNA binding; structural constituent of ribosome
Source: RefSeq, a predicted model, not a curated record
CGCCGCAUUGGACGUUCGAUUUGGUGGACGACGAGACACACGAGCACACGGUAUUGACAUCCCCCAUCGACGCCCACAUCAUCUUCGCCGAUAUGUCGCUCGCUCCUUCCUACGCCGCGCGCGCCUGCCGCCAAUGUAUCCGAUCUUCGUCCCGAUUCGCAGCCAGCACAAUCCCACAACGGACACAGCAAAGGAGAUGGCAGUCAACGGAAUCCGCUGCUGCUCCCGAGAACGCAAAGAUUGCCAGCAUCGUAGACCAGAUUAGCCAAUUGACGCUUCUUGAGACGGCAGACCUUGUAUCGACGCUGAAGUCACGAUUAAAUAUCCCUGACAUGCCAAUUGGUGGCUUUGCUGCUGCUGGACCUGCAGGCGGAGCUCCUGCCGCGGCAGCAGCAGAGGAGCCCGAAGAGGCUGCUCCCGCGAAGGAAGAGAAGACAUUGUUCAAUUUGAAGCUGGAAUCAUUCGACGCGGCCGCGAAGCCAAAGAUCAUCAAGGAGGUCAAGGCAAUGCUCGGCUUGAGCUUGGUAGAUUCAAAGAAGUUCGUGGAGAGUGCGCCAAAGAUGAUGAAGGAGGGUGUGCCAAAGGAGGAGGCUGAGAAGAUUAUCGAGACACUGAAGGCGCUGGGUGGUGUGGUGAAGAUGGAGUAGAGGGACUUGGACGACUUUGUGGCAAUACUUGCGAUGUAUGAUGGGCUCAAAAGCAUCGGAAAAGGCGCUGUUCUGCAUGAGCUGGGUUGCGGACAUACAGGAAGAUAUCAUUGUACAGUAUACGAGCGUACCUGGGCGCCAGAGCUGAGCACUAGACUGGGAGCGCCGCUCUAUCAGCCACAUGACUACUGCUUGAAAUCGAAUGAGCGCAAUUGCUUCGUCUUCAGAGAAGCACAAGUACCGCAGACCAGCCUCACACCACCAACAAACAGCGCCACAGUAGAGGAAAGGGCGAAGCGAUGCGCGGACUGCGAAGGAAACAGGAGGUGUAUAGACAUUUCACCGCGGCACAUACUCCUCUCGACGUUGUCCAAGCAUGCAGUUCUGUUGAAACUUACCGAAGCC